AUGCCUGCCUGCUGCUGCUGCGCCUCCUAUAAACACCACACAGUCAGUCAAUUAUUACGUAAUUUGAUUUGGUGUCUUUCAGAUUUUUUUCUUAUUUUUCUUUCUUGUUUUGUGCUACAUUUUAUUUAUAAAUUUUCGUUUCACAAAAAAUUUCUAGUAAAUUGCUUGCAUGCGACCGACUCUCUACUAUUUUGCACCUCUACUCAAACGAGAAAAAUCAAAUAAAUCAGACAGACACACAAGUUAAUACAACAAUAAUAAUAAUAAAAAAAAUUAUAUUAGAGAAAUAAAAAAAAAAACAAUUGCAAAUGAAAACGAAAAUGCCAGUGUAGCGGAAAAGAAGUUACACAUGAGUGUAUAGAGCAGUGUAGUUGUUAUUAUUUUGUGGGAAAUGCAAAAAAAGCGAGAAAAAAAUAAAACAAAAUAAAAAAAUAGUUAGAAAAUAACAGUGAACGGUAAAAAACUAAACAAAAAAAGAGAUUAAAAAACCGAAAUAAAUAAAUGUAAACACGCGUAUGUUUGUGUAUGUGAAGUUAGACAUAAUACAACAAUAACAAUAUAACAAAAACAACGUAAAACCAUAAACAGUUGAGUUCUUAUUGUUUUUUUACAACUUUUUCCUACUUUUUAUUAUUUUGUUCGCCUUUUGGCCGUUUUUAUAAAAAGUGUGGAAUGUAUGUGGAACAUAAAUGAAAUGAAUAAACAUCCAUUUACUUAUUAAAAGAAGAGUUGCAUCUACAACAUACUACAACAACAACAACAACUACUGCUACAACACCAACAAUACCAGCAGCAGCAACAACAACAUUAUAAAGAACAAGAAAAAGAACACCAAAAACCACAUACAAACACACAACAACAACAACAAAAGUAGCACCAACAACAACUUACAACAAAAACGGCUAAAGGAGCUACGAAAAACGAUUGAGACUUCAAACAUUUACGAGGAGACAACUUUUCCACGAUUAAUAAAAUAAAACACACUCUACUACUUGCUCCCUACUAAACCAUAAACAGCCAAGUAUCCCAAAAAAAAAAAGGAGUCACUUAGAAGAAGAAGAAGAAGGUUUUCUUUUCUUUUCCCCUCUUUUUUUUUCUUGAUUAUUUCUGUAAGAAGUUAAACACACAGAAAUCGAGCGACCGACACGACACGACACCAACUGUUGUGAUUGACGUGGGGUCCUUUAUUUUGUUGCCGCAAUAGAUUUUCUCAAGUGUGCCAUCGCGAUGGCUGCACCCGCAGCCUGUACGCGUUUCUCGGACAAUUAUGAGAUUAAAGAAGAGCUGGGCCGAGGCGCUUUUUCGAUUGUAAAACGUUGCGUUCAAAAAUCCACAGGCAAUGAGUUUGCCGCAAAGAUUAUCAAUACCAAAAAGUUAACAGCACGAGAUUUUCAAAAGUUAGAGCGUGAGGCGAGAAUCUGCCGUAAGCUGCAUCAUCCAAAUAUUGUGCGACUGCACGACAGUAUACAGGAGGAGAACUAUCACUAUUUGGUGUUCGAUCUGGUGACCGGGGGCGAAUUGUUUGAGGACAUUGUUGCAAGGGAAUUCUAUUCGGAGGCGGAUGCAUCGCAUUGUAUUCAGCAGAUAUUGGAAUCGGUAAAUCACUGCCACUCGAAUGGUGUGGUCCAUCGUGAUCUGAAGCCGGAAAAUUUACUAUUAGCUAGCAAGGCCAAGGGUGCCGCCGUAAAACUGGCCGACUUUGGUCUGGCCAUUGAGGUGCAAGGUGAUCAUCAGGCCUGGUUCGGUUUUGCCGGCACUCCUGGCUACCUCUCACCGGAGGUGCUCAAGAAGGAACCCUACGGCAAGCCAGUGGACAUUUGGGCUUGUGGUGUUAUCUUAUACAUUUUGCUCGUUGGUUAUCCACCGUUUUGGGAUGAGGACCAGCACCGUCUGUAUUCCCAGAUCAAGGCUGGAGCUUACGAUUACCCAUCGCCCGAAUGGGAUACGGUAACACCAGAAGCCAAAAAUCUCAUCAAUCAAAUGCUUACCGUCAAUCCCCACAAGCGCAUCACAGCGGCCGAGGCCCUCAAACACCCCUGGAUAUGCCAGCGCGAGCGUGUAGCCUCCGUGGUACACCGCCAAGAAACUGUUGAUUGCCUCAAGAAGUUCAACGCCCGUCGCAAGCUGAAGGGCGCCAUUUUGACCACCAUGCUGGCCACACGCAACUUCUCCAGCAAGAGCAUGGUCACCAAGAAGGGCGAGGGCUCGCCCGUUAAGGACUCGACCGACUCAUCCAACACCACGUUGGAAGACGACGAUGUCAAGGCCAGGCGCCAGGAGAUUAUUAAAAUCACGGAACAACUGAUUGAGGCCAUCAACAGUGGUGAUUUUGAUGCCUACACCAAGAUCGGUGAUCCGCAUUUGACUGCUUUCGAGCCGGAGGCCCUCGGCAAUCUGGUCGAAGGAAUUGACUUUCACAAAUUCUAUUUUGAAAAUGUCUUGGGCAAGAAUUGCAAAGCCAUCAAUACUACCAUUUUAAAUCCACACGUCCAUCUAUUGGGCGAGGAUGCCGCUUGUAUUGCUUAUGUACGCUUAACUCAAUAUAUCGAUAAACAGGGUCAUGCCCACACCCAUCAGUCGGAGGAGACACGUGUCUGGCAUAAACGCGAUAAUAAAUGGCAGAAUGUCCAUUUCCAUCGUAGUGCUUCGGGCAAAGCUAGUGGAGCAACGACUUUUGAUUUUGUAUCCAAAAAUUAGACGACGACGACGACGAUGAUGGUAACAACAACAACUACGACGACUGCUACGACAACAACCAAACAACAACAAUGACGACGAGGACGACGAAAGCCACGACGACAGUAUGUCUACCACUAUAUAAACUAUAACAAACAACAACAACAAAAAACUACUUACAACAGGAUUAUUUAUAUGUGUGUGUGUGCAAAAAAAAAGAAGAAGUGAAAGAAGAGCUAAAGGAAGAUGAAUCAGAAGAAAACAAGAAGAUGAAUUAUAAUAGAAAAGAAGAGAACAGCAGCAUUAAAAGCGAACGAGGAAAAAAAUAAACUUUUUUUAUUGAACAAAAAAAAAAAACAAAACCAAAAACAAAAAAUAUAUAAAAACCGUGCAAAAAAAACUUUUUAUUUUUUAGAGUGGAAGAGAAAGAUGUUGAAGAAGAUACAGAAGAACAUGAUGAAUUUUUAUUUUAUUUUUUCGAAAGAAGAACGAGAAGAAGAGACAGAGGAAGGAGAAGAAGCCGCAGCAGCAGCAGCACUUGUCAGUGUUAUAAUUACACAGAUAUUUUUUGCGUCUACGUCACCAUUUUUUUCUUACUUUAGACUCUUAUAAAAAAUAUACUUAUAAUUAUAAAUUAAAACAAAAAACAAAAAAAUAAUAAAAACAAAAAAAUACAAAAAAACCAAAAUUCGAUCGAAUUCUUAAAUAAAUUAUAUCACAAUUUAAUAAAAAUAAAUAAAUGAAUAAAAAACAAAAAAAAACAAAAAA
Lucilia sericata (common green bottle fly) is the source of this 3444-nucleotide messenger RNA. It is a transcript of the gene CaMKII, whose product is annotated as calcium/calmodulin-dependent protein kinase type II alpha chain. Bases 1228 to 2697 code for a protein of 489 amino acids. Gene Ontology annotation, biological process: protein phosphorylation. The record is from RefSeq and is a predicted model, not a curated record. The transcript has 2 exons. Gene Ontology annotation, molecular function: ATP binding; calmodulin binding; calcium/calmodulin-dependent protein kinase activity. Lineage: Eukaryota; Metazoa; Arthropoda; Insecta; Diptera; Calliphoridae. Gene Ontology annotation, cellular component: cytoplasm; neuron projection.